This is a messenger RNA of Coccidioides posadasii C735 delta SOWgp, 1060 nucleotides long. RefSeq lists its product as uncharacterized. Gene Ontology annotation, biological process: mitochondrial electron transport, NADH to ubiquinone; NADH dehydrogenase complex assembly. NCBI's taxonomy places the organism in Eukaryota, Fungi, Ascomycota, Eurotiomycetes, Onygenales, Onygenaceae. Gene Ontology annotation, cellular component: mitochondrion. The record is from RefSeq and is a predicted model, not a curated record.
GCAGAGACCCAAGAAAGCAGCCAGAAGGCGUUGCUAGAUAUCUACAUGUUCUAUAUUGAUACGAGAUUCCCUACAUAUGAUUCCAACAGCGAAAUGCCUCGCCCGCGGGCCAGGCUUUGUCAAGCGAACAGCGGACGAGUUAAGUCGCCUCUCAAAGCUCGCAUGGAAUAUGGAAACGCUUGAAGUUCCAACGAAACCUUUCUACCUCCUCAAUUUUGAACAUGAAGACGUCGUGAAAGGAUGCAAAACUAUAGCAGACCGUGCCGUAGGUGGCUACAGUACAGCAAGUUUAGAUUACGUGCCCGCCGACCUGUCGACGAAUUCCCCGGCCCACGCCCGAUUCCAUGGCACCAUAUCAACUAAACUACCCCCAAACUGGAGAAUACAAAGGACGGGCUAUGCCGCAUUUCGUAAUCAAGAUCGGCGGUGGAUAUUUGGCGGACUAUACUGGGACAUGGAUCCUUAUGCUUUUCUAGCACUGAGAGUGAAAUCCGAUGGACGAAGGUAUACGGUUAAUGUACAGACCGAUAGCAUUGUGGAGACGGAUAUCCAUCAGCAUCGACUUUGGACGCAUCAUCAUCGAAUAGCUUCGCAGUCACGUCUAUCGGACGGGCCUUUGGAGCCACUAUCAGACGUUCCGCCGGCCCUUGCUGAUUUUCCCUCUAGCGAUACGAUAUCUACGUACACCACAACGCCCAAUCCAGACUCGUCAGGUUGGGAAACAAUAUUUAUUAAAUGGAACGAUUUUGUCCGGACAAACUAUGGUAAGGUUGUUGAACCUCAGACCGGGAUGGUGACGCAACGGGUUAAGUCCAUCGGUAUUGGGUUGACGGAUCGCGUGGAGGGACCGUAUGAUUUGAGAAUCCAUCGUAUGUGGGCAACGAAUGGGCUGUCAAAGGAAGAGAUGGAUGAGGAGAGGAGGAUCUGUGGUGCCAACGCUUUGGGCGCAUCAACAACGGAGUCAAGAAAGGAAGCGCCUUCGCUCGUGGAUGCCGAGGAUAAGGGGCUGGAUAGAUUUCGGGAUUUAAAAGGACUACAAAAGAAGGAUGGAGGAGAAUGA